Molecule: messenger RNA, 2244 nt
Organism: Macadamia integrifolia
Lineage: Eukaryota; Viridiplantae; Streptophyta; Magnoliopsida; Proteales; Proteaceae
Product: internal alternative NAD(P)H-ubiquinone oxidoreductase A1, mitochondrial-like
Exons: 10
Coding region: 472-2124 (550 amino acids)
Molecular function (GO): NADH dehydrogenase activity
Source: RefSeq, a predicted model, not a curated record
GAUUCCAAUCUUACGGCUUCCAAGGAAUCAUCUCCAGUUUCCGGAGACGAUCCCACAGACUACAGCUUGCGCCUCAAGUGGAACUCUCCUCAGAAACUGGCUUUGUACAUUUUUUAGUCUUCCACAAAGUGUGGUAUUUAAGGAGUGGAGCCUCUCUUCUUACGCCCAAAGCUUCUUCUUCGUCUUCUUCCUGGAUCCCCUCUCUUCGAAUCCUCAGAGCUCCAUCAUUUUGGUCUUUUAGUUCCAGAUUCAGCUUCUGCUAUCACGGGAUCUUGUCAUCGUGCAGUUAGGGUUUAAGAGAGGUUCACCGUUCACUUAUCUCAUUCUCAUCUACCCUGUUCCCGCGUGAUAAAGCAUUUAAUACAAAGAGUUGCAGCUCAAACUGGUGGCCAUCAUCUGACAGUCCUUUCCGAAGAAAAGGGUCUAAAAGGAGGCCUUGCCUCUUGAACUCAGAGGUGGUAGCUCUUAAAAAUGUCGUGGCCAAGGAUUGCAAGUAGUAGUCUGAAACAACCUGGAAGAUCCAUUAAUAGUUACAUAAGAAAGAAGGGUAGUGUUGGUGAGGGAACCCCCGCUGCUGGGGAUUGCUACUUAACUCACAUCAGAGAUUUUUCAACCACCAACAAUCUGACGCAGCAUGGUCUUGGGACGAUAAACCAGACAAAUCUCGGGAGCAGAGGAAUAAGGGUAGCCCCCCAAUACCAAUUUCCUUCAUCAGCAGCUGAGAGGAUUUUAGAGGAUUCAGAUUCAGAUUCAGUGUAUGAGAACGUAAGAUUAGCAGGACUCAAACCAACAGGGCCAAACGAGAAGCCAAGGAUUGUAGUUCUGGGCACUGGAUGGGCAGCUUGUCGGCUUCUUAAAGGACUUGACACAAACAUUUACGAUGCAGUCUGUAUAUCACCAAGGAAUCAUAUGGUAUUCACUCCCCUGCUUGCUUCAACUUGUGUUGGAACCCUUGAAUUCCGAUCAGUUGCAGAGCCCGUCACUCAGAUUCAGUCUGCAUUAGCAUCAUCUCCCAAUUCGUAUUUCUACCUGGCCUCUUGCAUAGGAAUUGACAUGGAAAAACACGAAGUGUUCUGCGAGGCUGUUGGCAAUGUUGGACAAUCUCAGGAGCCUUAUAGAUUUACAGUCUCAUAUGACAAGCUUGUCAUUGCUACUGGGUCUGAACCCCUGACGUUUAACAUCAAUGGAGUGAAGGAAAACGCCUACUUCCUUCGUGAAGUCACUCAUGCGCAAGAGAUACGGAGGAAGAUUCUUCUCAACCUGAUGCUUGCUGAAAAUCCUGGCUUACCAGAAGAAGAAAGGAAGCGCUUGUUACAUUGUGUUGUUAUUGGAGGUGGCCCUACUGGGGUGGAGUUUAGUGGUGAAUUGAGUGAUUUUAUCAUGAGAGAUGUCCGUGAGCGAUUCUCUCAUGUUAAGGAUGAUGUUAAGGUCACUGUCAUAGAGGCAAAUGAGAUCUUAUCAUCAUUUGAUAUAGGACUACGGGAAUACGCUACAAGACACCUAACCAAGAAUGGUGUUCAACUGAUGAGAGGUAUUGUGAAAGAGGUUCACAACAAAAAGAUUGUUCUCAACGAUGGGACUGAGGUCCCUUAUGGACUCCUGGUCUGGUCCACCGGCGUAGGCCCUUCACAGUUGGUAAAAUCAUUCGAUGUUCCGAAGUCUCCUGGUGGAAGAAUUGGUGUAGAUGAAUGGUUGCGAGUUCCUUCUGUUGAAGAUGUGUAUGCACUAGGGGAUUGUGCUGGAUUUCUUGAACAGACAGGGAGGCCAGUACUUCCGGCUCUGGCUCAGGUAGCUGAGAGACAAGGAAAAUUUCUGGUAGAGUUGAUUAACAAGAUUGGCAAGGAGAAUGGUGGCAAGGCUUACAGUGCAAGAGGUAUUCCCAUGGGUGACCCUUUUGUCUACAAGCACAUUGGUAGUAUGGCAUCUGUUGGUCGCUUCAAAGCAUUGGUUGAUCUACGUGAAUCUAAGGAUGCGAAGGGCGUUUCACUUGCAGGAUUUACUAGUUGGUUGAUAUGGCGUUCAGCUUAUCUUACAAGGGUGGUCAGUUGGAGGAACAGAUUCUAUGUGGCUGUGAACUGGGCUACUACUUUGGUUUUCGGUAGAGACAACUCUAGAAUUGGCUGAUGCAGUAAUGUGUUAGUUUUAGCCAAUAACCUAUAUAAACUAUAGCUUUCUAUAGAUCUUCCACUUAAGCCAGGUCUCAUGUAUACGAAUCUUACUAGUUCCUAUUAUUUCAUUAUAUCA